CGACGGGAAGCCCUGGAAAACUGGGGAGGCAGAGUCCUCCCGGCUGGCUGGAGGCAUGUGGAGGGGGGGCCUGGGGCGCAGGGAGAGGCCCAGCAGAAACCGAGCCACCAGGCCCCCCAGCGUUCACUUGGAGCAUGAACAUUGAGGAUGGCGCGUGCCCUCGGCUCCCCGUGCCCCCCGCUGCCGCCUGGUAGGAUGUCCUGGCCCCAUGGGGCACUGCUCUUCCUCUGGCUCUUCUCCCCACCCCUGGGGGCUGGUGGGGGCGGCGUGGCUGUGACAUCGGCUGCUGGAGGGGGCUCCCCACCAGCCACCUCCUGCCCCGCGGCCUGCUCCUGCAGCAACCAGGCCAGCCGGGUGAUCUGUACGCGAAGAGAGCUGGCCGAGGUCCCAGCCAGCAUCCCUGUCAACACGCGGUACCUGAACCUGCAGGAGAAUGGCAUCCAGGUGAUCCGCACGGACACAUUCAAGCACCUGCGGCAUCUGGAGAUCCUGCAGCUGAGCAAGAACCUGGUGCGCAAGAUCGAGGUGGGCGCCUUCAAUGGGCUGCCCAGCCUCAACACACUGGAGCUGUUUGACAACCGGCUGACGACGGUGCCCACGCAGGCCUUUGAGUACCUGUCCAAGCUGCGGGAGCUCUGGCUGCGCAACAACCCCAUCGAGAGCAUCCCCUCGUACGCCUUCAACCGUGUGCCCUCCCUGCGGCGCCUCGACCUGGGUGAGCUCAAGCGGCUGGAAUACAUCUCAGAAGCGGCCUUCGAGGGGCUGGUCAACCUGCGCUACCUCAACCUGGGCAUGUGCAACCUCAAGGACAUCCCCAACCUGACAGCCCUGGUGCGCCUGGAGGAGCUGGAGCUGUCGGGCAACCGGCUGGACCUGAUCCGCCCAGGCUCCUUCCAGGGCCUCACCAGCCUGCGCAAGCUGUGGUUGAUGCAUGCCCAGGUGGCCACCAUCGAGCGCAACGCCUUCGACGACCUCAAGUCGCUGGAGGAGCUCAACCUGUCCCACAACAACCUGAUGUCGCUGCCCCACGACCUCUUCACGCCCCUGCACCGCCUCGAGCGUGUCCACCUCAACCAUAACCCUUGGCACUGCAACUGUGAUGUGCUCUGGCUAAGCUGGUGGCUCAAGGAGACGGUGCCCAGCAAUACGACAUGCUGUGCCCGCUGCCAUGCACCCGCCGGCCUCAAGGGCCGCUACAUUGGUGAGCUGGACCAGUCACACUUUACCUGCUAUGCGCCUGUCAUUGUGGAGCCACCCACGGACCUCAACGUUACCGAGGGCAUGGCCGCCGAGCUCAAGUGCCGCACGGGCACCUCCAUGACCUCCGUCAACUGGCUGACGCCCAAUGGCACCCUCAUGACCCAUGGUUCCUACCGCGUGCGCAUCUCUGUCCUUCACGACGGCACGCUCAACUUCACCAAUGUCACCGUGCAGGACACGGGCCAGUAUACAUGCAUGGUGACGAACUCAGCUGGCAACACCACUGCCUCGGCCACACUCAAUGUCUCGGCCGUGGACCCCAUGGCAGCUGGGGGUGCCAGCGGCGGUGGGGGUGGCCCCGGGGGCAGUGCUGGUGGAGGGGGCAGUGGCGGCUACACCUAUUUCACCACAGUGACUGUGGAGACCCUGGAGACCCAGCCUGGAGAGGAGACGCUGCAGCCACGGGGGACGGAGAAGGAGCCACCAGGGCCCACCACGGACGGUGUCUGGGGUGGGGGCCGGCCUGGGGACGCAGCUGGCCCGGCCUCGUCAUCCACCACAGCGCCUGCGCCGCGCUCCUCACGGCCCACAGAGAAGGCAUUCACAGUGCCCAUCACGGACGUGACAGAGAACGCCCUCAAGGAUCUGGACGACGUCAUGAAGACCACCAAGAUCAUCAUUGGCUGCUUCGUGGCCAUCACCUUCAUGGCUGCCGUGAUGCUCGUGGCCUUCUACAAGCUGCGUAAGCAGCACCAGCUCCACAAGCACCACGGGCCCACACGCACGGUGGAGAUCAUCAACGUGGAGGACGAGCUGCCCGCUGCCUCCGCGGUGUCCGUGGCCGCUGCCGCCGCUGUGGCCAGCGGAGGGGGUGUCGGUGGGGACAGCCACCUGGCCUUGCCCGCUCUGGAACGCGACCACCUCAACCACCACCACUACGUGGCGGCUGCCUUCAAGGCACAUUACAGCAGCAACCCCAGCGGCGGGGGCUGCGGGGGCAAGGGCCCACCCGGCCUCAACUCCAUCCAUGAACCUCUGCUCUUCAAAAGCGGUUCCAAGGAGAACGUGCAAGAGACACAGAUCUGAAGGCAAGGGGCGGGGGGCUGCAGCUGCUGAGGGACUCGGAGACCUGCCACGCCCCAUGCUAGAGCCAGGCGCCGGCCAGACUUGGGACUCCUUCCCACAACUCCAGCUCAUCUCUGGGACCACACAGGGAAGGUGGGAAAGGAUGGCUUCCAGCCCCAUCUAGGUCUCGGACCCCCAGUGAGGAAAGGGUGGGGCUCCAAGAACAAAGUCCCCGUGGUUCCAGCCUUGCCCCACCCAUCCCUGGUGAUGGGAGGGGACACAGGGCUCAGGAGAAGUGGCCCAAACCCUCCUCUUUUCCUUCUCACUCUCCUGACCGACUGUUCCCGCCCACCGCCUUCCAGGGGAGAUAGGAGGUUUUUGAGGGGUAACCUUUCCCCUCACCCCCAACCACCCUCCUUUUAUGGAUCAUUUUUUGAAGUUUGACGCCUGCCCCUCUUUCCCACUCCUACACCCUUGAAACUGAAGAGACAGACGUGUCGCCAGAGCUUUCCUGACACCCUGGCCCCGUCCCCAGCGCUGAGCCCCACUCCCGGCCCCUGGCCCCCAUCGGCUGGGGUGGGGGCAGCCUCGACCCGCCCCCCCAGCCCUCACACGCCCCACAGACUCACAGACUCUUUUGAUACUGAAGGGAGGUUUGCGUCAACGACUACCUGCUCUGUAAUUACUUUAAAAAAAAACAUGGAAAAAGUAAAAAAAUA
Molecule: messenger RNA, 2984 nt
Organism: Galeopterus variegatus (Sunda flying lemur)
Lineage: Eukaryota; Metazoa; Chordata; Mammalia; Dermoptera; Cynocephalidae
Gene: LRRC4B
Product: leucine rich repeat containing 4B
Exons: 3
Coding region: 148-2286 (712 amino acids)
Cellular component (GO): plasma membrane
Molecular function (GO): protein binding
Source: RefSeq, a predicted model, not a curated record